AUGCCGAGAAGAGUUCUUACCGCGGAGGAGCGCCAGCGCGUAAACGCCUUCAGCGAAGCCCUAGAGACAGCUUUGAGUCAGGUCGACAGUGGCGACUUUAAAGCCCGAGAGCGUGUGAGGAUAGAAGUGGACAAGGCUCAUCCUCUCAGUCAAGAAACCCGCGAGGCAUGGUCGUUUGAGGAGCUUGCUCAGUUCGCUGGCCCUCUGCGAGAAGUGGCAUGUGAAAUCAACUGGUGCAAAUUCAAGCCAGAUGCUCCGUGGGGUCUAGUGGUUUACCGAACGGCGUACGGUGAUAAUGCUGCCUGGGACCGAAUACUAGAUGAGCUUAAAGAUUCUAUCGAGUGGCUGCCGUACGAGCCUGCCCCUAACCCUGAGCUAUAUCCCAGGCACCGAUUUGAAAUCAUGGACGAUCAGAGCCAAUUUGAGGGUGCUAGUAUAGAUACCUUGCGCAAGAAAUUCUCUGCGUGGGUGGUGGACGAGUACCGCAAUAACUGCAAACAUGACCAAUGUCCCUCUGUGGAUGAACUCAAGGCCGAAAUGGCAGGCAUACACGGUGAGCUUGGGGGUGGCCCUCGCUACAACUUCUUUCUAGUUGUUGAUGAUAUCUGUCUUGAGUCUGUACAUCAGAAAUGUGGCCCAGUGGUCAAGUUGGUGCAGAGAGCCGGGCAUGAGGAUGCGGAUGCGGAUGAUGAUAGUUAUUUGGCCCAAGAAAUUGAGGAAUUAGGCGGCCCUAGGCUAGCAGAUUCAGACUGGGAAGGGGGCAUAUCGGAAAAUGAGUUUGAGAAUGUUGGCUGGAUGUAUAUGGAGACGUCGGAUUAUGUCGAUCUUCAAGAAAGCUUGGUGCAAGCUUCCAACUGGGAAGACCACUACCUAAGGCCGCCGCAGAUGAGGUGGCUGGAUGGAUUUGAGGAUACGCCGGGAUCAUGGAGGAGGCAGAGGAAAGUUGGGAGCGAGGAAGCAGAAGGAAAGAGCCGAGACUCUAUACAAGGAAACGGCACAGCUGCGACUCUGAAGAGGCCGCCGCCGCCACCAGGGCUGCAACCGUGGGAGGUCCUGUGGUUGGAGUCUUUGACAGGAGAUGACGGUCAAUUGUAG
This is a messenger RNA of Metarhizium robertsii ARSEF 23, 1095 nucleotides long. RefSeq names its product chitinase. The record is from RefSeq and is a predicted model, not a curated record. NCBI's taxonomy places the organism in Eukaryota, Fungi, Ascomycota, Sordariomycetes, Hypocreales, Clavicipitaceae. Bases 1 to 1095 code for a protein of 364 amino acids. The transcript has a single exon.